AUGGGAGGUGAUGGUGACAAAGACAAAGGCUUGCAUGGUGAAGGGGACGGUGACAAAGACAAAGGGUUUUUUGGGUAUCCACCAGCUGGAUAUCCUGGAGCAUAUCCACCCGCUGGAUACCCACCACAGCAAGGUUACCCUCCACCACCUGGUGCUUACCCACCCGCUGGUUAUCCUCCGAAUGCAUACCCGCCUGCACCCGGUGGGUAUCCUCCAGCUCCUGGUUAUGGUGGUUACCCUCCUGCACCCGGUUAUGGAGGUUAUCCUCCUGCUGGCUAUCCAGCUCCUCCUCAUCACUCAGGGCACGCAGGAGGAAUUGGCGGUAUGAUUGCAGGCGCUGCAGCAGCCUAUGGAGCUAGCCACAUAGCUCAUGGCUCUCACGGUCCUUACGGACACGCUGCAUAUGGUCACGGUGGCUAUGGUCAUGGUGGCUAUGGCUAUGGACAUGGUAAGUUCAAGCACGGGAAGCAUGGAAAGUUCAAGCAUGGGAAGCAUGGAAUGUUUGGAGGAGGUAAAUUCAAGAAGUGGAAGUGA
Molecule: messenger RNA, 534 nt
Organism: Microthlaspi erraticum
Lineage: Eukaryota; Viridiplantae; Streptophyta; Magnoliopsida; Brassicales; Brassicaceae
Source: the annotation of a GenBank genome assembly